This is a messenger RNA of Fusarium sp. VM40, 528 nucleotides long. NCBI's taxonomy places the organism in Eukaryota, Fungi, Ascomycota, Sordariomycetes, Hypocreales, Nectriaceae. The record is from the annotation of a GenBank genome assembly.
AUGGCCCUUCUUCAACCUCAAGAGCUUCGUGUAGCAGAUGAAGCGGAGCAGAUCAAGACCUUAGACCUUUUGUUCGAACCAAGUCUAGCAAUUCACUCGACUCUUAUUCCUAUCGUACGAGACUCUGAGUAUGCAUCUUACUCGGAGUUAAUUGAGGCCUGCAAGAACCGCCUCUUCUCACUCGCAUCUUCCAGCUCUUCAAGCAGUCCUGACAAAACCCUUCUCUCUAUCCUCGGAUCCCACCCCAGGCUAGGAGCCAAAAAGGUCGAAUCUGCACAGUCGGUUGCAGAACAGGCCAAUUUGCAAGGUCAGGGCGAGGAAUUGGCCAAGUUGAACAACGAAUAUGAGGACAGGUUCCCUGGACUGAGAUACGUCGUCUUUGUGAAUGGGCGGGGAAGACCUGAGAUCAUGGAGAACAUAAGAAGUAGGAUUUCAAGGGGCGAUUUUCCUAAAGAGGUCGAUGAAGCGCUCCAGGCAAUGUGUGACAUCGCGAAUGACAGAGCCUCUAAGCUAAGCGUAAAGCAAUAA